Messenger RNA from Myxozyma melibiosi, 1399 nucleotides. RefSeq lists its product as uncharacterized. NCBI's taxonomy places the organism in Eukaryota, Fungi, Ascomycota, Lipomycetes, Lipomycetales, Lipomycetaceae. The record is from RefSeq and is a predicted model, not a curated record. Bases 316 to 1092 code for a protein of 258 amino acids. The transcript is spliced from 2 exons.
GCUCUUCAACAACUGAAAACAGCAACAUCCCGGCUCCGGAUCACCCCAUCGUGCGGCGCCAGAUUCAGGGGCCUCCGUUCAGCCACGGCACGUGAUUCUGUUUACAUUCGAGCCGUCCUCCUCCCCUCGGCCACCAUUCCUCGUCCGGCUCCUGCUCCUCCUCCGCUGCUUCUGUCCUCGUCCUCUGCUUCUGUCUCUUUUUAUGCAUCCGCAAGUGCUCACAGCACUUACCACAGCCACGACGCCGAUAUAGAAGAUCUGCAGCAAUUACUCGACGAAGAGGAGCUGGCUUCCCCAGACGACCUGCAGCAGCCCAUGGUCUCCCUCGAGAGCCUGCACCCGCAGCAGCAGCUUCCUCUGCAGGACCGCGCUCUUCUCUACCGGCCUUCCUCAUACGUCCCGACAAUGGACUCCCCGGCCAUCUACGACCAGCAGCAGCACCAGCAGCACCAGCCAGGCGCCUUCUCCUCCGUUUACUACCCAAACCUGCCCCAGCAGCAACCGCUCUACCUGGCAACCUUCCCGCAGGACGACUUCACUACCGCCCCCAACUACUCCGCCCUCGGCCACUUCCCCGCCGAGCCCGUCGCCCAGCCUCCUCCUCUUUCGUACUCGCCCGUCGUCUUCCAGCAACCCCAGCUCCCACCCCAGCAGCUCCAGCAGCCAGUCCUGACCGUCGCCCAGCUGCAGGAAAUGCUCCUCCCUCUCUACCGCGCGCACUUCCCCGACUCGUCCAUUCCCACUGCCCUGCCCGCCAUUCUCUCCCACCUCCUCUUCGUCACCCGCUAUCUCGCGCUCAACGUCGUCGACCUCGGCCUGGCUAGUGACUCCCUGCUCUCAUACGACUCGCGUCUGCAGUUCUGGCGCCUCUUCAACCGGACGUGGAUCAACCUCCUCGCGCGGGCCCACAACACCCACGCCACUGCGAAUAUCGUUGCGCUCUCGCGGUUUCAACUUGACGAGUGCGCGGUCGAUAUCGUCGCGCUUGCGGAUAAUCUGCAGCAGUACGGCCUCGUUGACUACGAGCUCGGCGUGUGGGAGGAUCGGAUUAUAGAGUGGAUCAUGACUUUGUUAAAUAGCAUCCCCGAAUAAUCUUGCUGGACCUCGCAUCGUGUAUUUUACUAGUACUCCUUUUCAUCCUUCAUUCCUUCCCCUGUAUCUCUAUGUUUUUGUACCUGUGCUAUACGUCUUUAUUUGGUGGUGUAUCUAUGCUUUAUAAUCUCCUCUCCUUAGAAUUAUUCUUUGUCUUGCCUCGAUUGUCCUUCUUAUAUAAUACUGUAACUCGUUUAAUUCAUAAUGCCCCUUGCCGGCCCGCCCGCUCUGCUAACUAUUCGUAUCGUACAUCUCCUGCUCUUGAUCUAUCAUCCUAAAACAUGUCGAGCGUCAUCUUCUGCGCGAU